Vicugna pacos (alpaca) is the source of this 3713-nucleotide messenger RNA. The record is from RefSeq and is a predicted model, not a curated record. Lineage: Eukaryota; Metazoa; Chordata; Mammalia; Artiodactyla; Camelidae.
UCAGGGCAGCUCAGACACAGUCGGGGACAGUCAGUGAUCCAGAAGCCUCUGCAGCAUGAGUGUCUCUGUGCUGAGCCCCACCAGAGACCUGGGUGGCAUCUCUGGGCUCCUGCAGGUGGCCUCCCUGCUCAGCCUUCUUCUGCUUCUGCUCAAGGCAGCACAGCUCUACAUGCACAGGCAGUGGCUGCUCAGAGCCUUCCAGCAGUUCCCGUCCCCUCCUUCCCACUGGCUCUACGGACACUACUGGGAGUUCCAGAAUGGCACAGAGCUGCAACCGCUACUAAAAAGGGUAGAGAAAUACACGAGCGCCUGUCCUCGCUGGCUGUGGGGGACAAAAGCCCAUGUGUUGGUCUACGACCCUGACUACAUAAGGGUGGUCCUCGGGAGAUCAGAUCCAAAGAAUCCUAGUUCCUACAGAUUCUUGGCUCCCUGGAUUGGGUAUGGUUUGCUCCUGUUGAAUGGGCAGACAUGGUUCCAGCACCGACGGCUACUGACUCCUGCCUUCCACUAUGACAUCCUGAAGCCCUAUGUGGGUCUCAUGGCAAACUCCGUCCGAGUGAUGCUGGACAAGUGGGAGGAGCUCGUCAGCCAGGACUCACAGCUGGAGAUCUUUGAACACGUCUCCUUGAUGACCCUGGACACCAUCAUGAAGUGCGCCUUCAGCCACCAGGGCAGCAACCAGACAGACAGGAACUCUCAGUCCUAUAUCCAGGCCACCAGGGACCUCAACAAUCUGAUUUUUUCCCGCCUGAGAAAUUUCUUCUACCAGAAUGACAUUAUCUACAGGCUGACCCCUGAAGGCCGCAGGAGCCACCAGCUCUGCCAGCUCGCCCACCAACACACAGAUAAAGUGAUCAAGCUGAGGAAGGCUCACCUGCAGGAGGAGGGAGAGAUGGAGAAGGUGAGCCAGAAGAGGCACUUGGAUUUCCUGGACAUCCUCCUCUUUGCCAGAAGAGAGAAUGGGAGCAGCUUGUCUGACACAGACCUCCGUGCCGAAGUGGACACGUUCAUGUUCGAGGGUCACGACACCACAGCCAGUGGCAUCUCCUGGAUCCUCUAUGCACUGGCCUCCCACCCUGAGCAUCAGCAGAGGUGCCGGGAAGAGAUCCAGAGCCUCCUGGGGGAUGGCGCCUCCAUCACCUGGGACCACCUGGACCAGAUGCCCUACACCACCAUGUGCAUCAAGGAAGUACUGCGACUCUACCCACCAGUACCAGCCGUCAGCAGGGAGCUCAGCAAGCCCAUAACCUUCCCUGACGGACGCGCCUUACCUGCAGGAAUCACUGUAUUGCUCUCCUUUUAUGCCCUUCACCACAACCCGAAGGUGUGGCCGAACCCAGAGGUGUUUGACCCAUCCCGCUUUGCACCAGCUUCUGCUCGACACAGCCAUGCUUUCCUGCCCUUCUCAGGGGGAUCCAGGUAAGUCUUCGGUCCUGGGUGGGGGGUGUCACUGGGUGCUACCCAACGUCGGUGCCCUCCUACCAUCAUACGUGGUGCACGCAGUUAUGCCCUUGAUGUUGGUGUGUAGGGAAGGAGGCCUGUGUCUCUAUGUGUAAAAAGGUCUUCCAGGGUCGCCCCCGAGACUCUGACCUCCUGACUUUCCCAAUGGCUGGUCACAUUUUGGUGGCAGUGGCCAUUCCAAUGGAUUCCAGUGCUUUCCUCACGUUAAGAGUAUGACUUUUUAGUAUUAGAAUUUUUCACAAACAUUAAACUUCAUAUGUUUGCUUUCCACAAUUAUCAGUCAUCUUUAAAGGUGGUUUUACCUCUUCCCAUGUUUUUAGCCCAGCCCACUGCAUUUUUGACUUCAUCAUCUAUCCACCUCUCACUGUAUCAGCCACGUUCCCAUGUGCUUGGAUUUCUAGCUGCCUUCCUUAUCCUGUCUGUUCAGGCAUAUAUCUGAGGGGUUACAGUCGCUGUUUGAAGAAAGUUACACACCAAUAUGUGUGUUCUCUGUGUGUGUGUGUGUGUGUGUGUGUGUGUGUGUGUGUGUGUGGAGUCUAUUCCAAUUAAGUUUUGGCUGCAUAUUAAUAUUCACAUAACCAUGACAACUGUCCCAGUUGGCAAAACUCUUCAUAUAUAGUUGGACUUAUAUAUCGUAGUUCCAGAAUCUGCCUAGUCUGAUGUGGGCCAAAAAGCCUGAAACUGAGAACAAACAAGUGCUUUUGACAGGAAAUCCGCUCUUGUGUAGAUGACGCGUGCAUUUGCAAGGUUUCUGGCAUGGAGAACAUGAAGCGCACUGGAAGUAACUCUUGAGCACGUGACGCUCUCCAACAGGACUGCUCUGAAAACCUUCCAAGUCUGCAGAUCCUCCGGGGAGACAGUGACUUUGUGAUUCCUCAGUAGAAACUAGUUUUUUUCUGAAUCCGUAUUUCUGUGAAAUUUUCAAGUGAAUCAACUUUCACAGAACCGGUUUGAAGCAAAUGUUCUUCCAAAAUUGGCCCUAGGAUUUGGUUUGUCCCAGGGUUGAAUCCUUUCUCUUAGAUAUUGGCCACCUGUCAUCUGACUGCCCUAGCAGACAGCAGGUCCUAGGCAGCUCAAGUCUCCUAGGUCAGAAUUAAUAUUCACUUUUAUUCCACCCUAGUUUUUUUUUCCACUAAAUUAGCUUUGCUUGAAUAUAAAAUUAUUUAUUAAACCCCUCUUUGUGUGCCAAGUCCUGUGCUUGGAGAUGGGAACACAGAGAAAAAAGAUACUGUCCCAGUCUCCAAAGUUCACAGUCAAGAAACAACACCACUGCUCAAGACAGACCUCAUUCAUUCUCUCUUUCCUUCACUCACUCAUUCAUUCACUGAGCGGAUUGGUGGAAGUUCCAUGUUCCUGGGACUGUGCUGGGCACUGGAGGGUGAUGUGUCCUUGAGUAAAACAGUGAUCAUGCCUCGGGUGUCCAGGGAGGAAGGGGUGCAGCCAGCAGAGGGGGAGGGUGGGCUAUCAUUGGACUUAGCCCUGAGCAAGUGGCCGGCAGAGGUGGAGGGAGGGCACUCUUGGCGGUCUCAAUGUGAGCUGAGCGGGGAAGUGGGCUGGACAGAUAAGAGCUGAGUGAGGAACAACCUAGAGAGGGCUCUGCUGCCAGCUGAGGCAUUUGGACGUGUCCUCCCUGUGAUGGGGGCACAGCAGGGCUGGAGCAGCAGGGGCUUCAGUAGAGGAGGUGUGACAGAGACAGAAAAGGCCGAGUGAGGAGACCGAGGGAUGGUAAGGAGGAACAUUUCUGCAGUAGAAUGGGAAGGUUCCAGAAGUGGGUUGACUGAGGGUUGAGGGGAGGCAAGAGGCCAGACAACUAAUUGGGAGGCAAAUGGUCCAGCAGGUUGAGGGGCCUUAACCCCUGGCCCCUCCAGGAAGUUUAUCUGUUGUUGUUCUGACUUCUGUACACAACUGUGUCUUGUUCUGUCUGGGUAUCAGGGUCUCUGUGUCCUGUAGACAGUGAGGAUCUGAGAGUGUGGAACACACUGCCCCCUCCAGUGCCCUGGCUUUCCCUGAAGCUGUACACUUCCUGUGGACCAGUGAACAAAGUACUAAUUACCACUUAGUGAUUCACUUGACUUGACUCCGUGGUUUAGAGCACUGACCCUCCCCUAACAGGACUUCCCCCUGCUGAGAGCAGAAGAAGGGGUGAGGAGCUAGGUGUGGAGACAGGUAGGCUUUGUCAAAGGUCACAGGGAGGGUGUCAACCAAGGAUUGAAUGUGGAGGUGAGUGUGACCUGAAAGGGAGGGGUGGGGGC